GUAACGAAGAAACAGUGAUGGCGGACCAUGUGAUGCAUGAACUAGAGCAGGCCUCACAAGCUGUGUUGGCUGCUCCUAACAUAGUGACUCCAGAACAGAGGCAGGCUGCCGAGAGAGUCAUCUUGGAUUUCCGCAAGCGGAAACUGCCAUACAGCAUUUGUAGAUACAUUUUAGCCAACUCAAGAAUGACUCACGUGCUGUUCCAGUCAGCCACUACCAUUAAGGAAGUCGUCAGAGAAUGGGCGUUUAUAUCCCAAGAGGAUGUGGAGUCACUCCGAUCCUUUCUUCUUGGAUACAUUACAAAGAAUAUCAGCCUCCAGAGUUAUGUGAGAGAGCAGAUCCUUCAGACAGUGGCAGUCAUCCUCAAACGCGGCACUCUCGACACCAAGGGCACCGGCUGUGACAGCCUCUUUGCCGAUGUUACCCAGCUUAUAAGCAGUGGAAAUGUUACCAUGCAACUGGUGGCGUGCUCCAUGCUCACAGCUCUCCUCAACGAAUACUCCAGCUCCAGUCGGACCAGCAGUGUAGGCUUUACAUGGGAGUUCCACACACGGUGUAAGAGAGCUUUUGAGGAGAAGGACCUGAAGAAGGUGUUUAUGUUUUCAAUGCAAGUGUUGAACGAGCUUAAUGCACAGCCGAUCCCCCUGACCCGUGAAGCCACUGCCGUCCUUAACCGCGUUCUCUCAAUCACAGAGCAGGUCCUCAGCUGGGAAUUCACACCUAAAUUUAUCAGAAAACAUGUGGGGUGUUUUUCUAUCAACCAAAACAUCACCCUCAAGCCGAACACGUCAUGGAGGGACACACUACUAGACCCCACAGUCCUAGGGCUCUUCUUCAAGAUCUAUGACAAGGUUCGGCACAAUUCGGAAAUGGCCCACCAUGCCUCCCAGUGUCUCGGUCAGCUGGCAUCGCUCAAUGGACAAAUCUUCUCCGAUGACAAGGCCAAGAUUCAGUACCUGGCACACUACAUCGAUGGCUUCCUUCAGCUCCUCACAGGACUGGGUCUUCAAGAUUUCGAGCAUCUUGGGAUUUCCAACUGCUUCAAGAAUCUGGCCAUGAUGUUCCCACUGUCGUGCUUCAUGGAACUGCCGAUGCUGCACUUCCGGGCUUUCGUCGAUCACAUGACCAGACUGACGUGUUCAAUGGGGAAGGAGGCAGCCAAGGAGGAGGCGAUGAACCGGGAUGACACAAUCCACAUGGAGGCAUAUGAGAAGAUGCUGGACACCUGGAUGCAGUUCGCCACCAACAUCAAGUCCUUCCCAGAUGGUGCACUCAAGCCACAUGCCACAGAAAUCUUCAACUCCUAUGUCCAGUGUCACAUCAGUUCCCCUGAGGGGAUCCGCACACAGCUGAUGAAUGGAGGAGCCUCAGCUCAUGAUGAGGAAAUCGAUGAUACAGAGGAGGAUGACCGUGACAAGUUCUCAGACCAACUCUGUUGUAUUGGAGCCUUAGCCCGGGUUGUACCUGAACACACCAUCCCCCUGCUUGCAAAGGUGUUGGAAGACCGUAUAGGUCGGUUACAUGGCCAGUUACAACGGUUACAGCAACAGAGGCUGAACUCUGGCAACCACAACGCUUCUCUUGACAUGUCUGUACUCAACUGUCUGCAUGAAGACAUCCACUGGCUCAUCCUCAUAUCAGCACAUGUCCUGACUGAAGAGUCUGAAGGCGAGACCCCCAUGAUUCCGUCCGAUGUCAUGAACUACUCAAUCAGCCAGUCACAGAAUGUCAACGUCCAGACCACAUUGCAGGUCCUGGCGUCACCCGGGGAGACCCUCAGCAGCAUUCCAGGAAGUGACCAGAGCACGGACUGGGUGGUCAGGCUUAUUUCUGGGUUGUUUCGACUGUGUGAGGUGGAAACUCGAGCGACUGACGUCAAGCUAGGUGACUGUCUGAGCCCCGAGGUUGGUCGUUCAACGAUGUGGUUCCUGCGGCGAUGGAUACGCUCCUACCUCCUCCCCGACGAGAACUACUACGCCCAGAUGAGCAUGGCACUGUCGGCUGCGUUUGGUCGUGACACUGACGGAGCACAGUGGACUAUUUCCUUCCUGCUGCAGAAGACCAUCAACAACCUCAACAUCUGGAGUAGUGAAGAGUCCCUGCUCAAAGAUACGAUGGAGAUGUUGUCAGCACUGGUGGAGACAAAGGCCAGGGCUUCCUAUGUGAUCAAGGUAGAGAACCUGUGGCAGCUGGCCCGGAUGGAGGCCAACAAUGAUGCUGUUGUGGAGGGCAUGCCGUCCUCAGUCCGUCGUCUCAUGAUGAAGGCUCUCGUACUGGCAGGGGUCGGAUUCCGGGAAGACUCCAACAAGGAGGAGUACUGGAAACUGGUUCUGCAGUCCGUCCACGACCGCUUCUAUGCCCUGGUGUGUCAGGAGAACUUUGCUGACAAGAAGGUUGUGUGUAAGAAUGCUGUGAUGGGCGUCCUGGAUGUGCUGCUGGGGAUAGCACAGGGAUCGAGGCUCAUCAACCUGGACCGCAUCUUCCUCUUCCUCUCUCCCCUCCUGGCAGAGAGUGUCAAGCUGCUCGAUCUGUACCACAGUUAUGAGGAAGUUGUUCCAAUGAUCCUAGAGCUGUUCUCCGAGAUCGUCAACAAGCAGUUGUGCUACCUGAGUGAGAUGAAGGCACGGAAGCUGUACGAGCUCAGUCUAUCGGCAAUACAGACCUACUCCAAGCACAACACAGGAAAGCGGCUGAUAGAUGUGAGUGAGGAGGAAGAGAACAAAUACCAGGACAUACUGCUGGUGAUGGAGCUGCUCACCAACCUGCUGUCUAAAGACUUCAUCGACUUCGGAGAGCCAGAUGAAAACGAGCCCAGUGAUGGUGUGAAGAUGGAGGGCGCCGAUGUCGUCAUGUACGGUCUCAGCAUCGUCAUACCACUCAUGAAUGCUGAAAUACUCAAGUUCCCGACACUGUGCAGCCAGUACUUUAAGUUGGUCGCAUUCCUGGGGGAGAUCCAUUCAGACAAGUUCCCCAAACUGCCGCCAGAGCUCUUCAAGUCUCUUAUGGCCUCCAUCGAGCUCGGAUUAUCAGCCUUUUCACCUGACACCACUAAGCUGUGUCUGGAGGUGAUUUCAGAACUGGCAUCUCAUGCCUUCCAAACCAACCUGAACGUGGCCCAUGUCCAUGCUGCUCUGGCCCACUUCCUGGAGCUGGUGUUCCACAUGCUGCUCCUGGAGAGUUUCGACAUGGAUCUACUAGAGACGGCCAGCACAACACUCUUCUGUCUCAUCUGCUGCCAUCAGGAGCAGUACCGUGACCUGGUGAACCGACUGCUGCAGAACCAGCAGGAGGAGGAGUACAAGCAGCGCCUCCUGGAGGCCUUCAACAACCUGACCCCGCCCUCCUUGAACAUGACCAUCUCCCGACACACCAAGAUAGCAUUCAUGCACAACUUUGACCAAUUCCUUAUUAAUGUCAGAGGAUUCCUGUGUGUCAAGUGAAUGUCCACCUACACCACCAGCCCCUUUAUCAAAAGAAGCAUGUCUUCUGGUCACAACAGGAGCUCUUCAAUCCAGUGUCGGCUUUGCGUUUACACGCACAAUUCAAUUAAUGCUGUUCUAUGCAAAGUUUGAUGCACCAGUACAAGACGAUGCCGACGAGCACGAGAGUCUGCACUUGCUGUGCUGCAAGCUAGGUAGCUGUACAGACUGCACCCAGAUGUUUGUGUGAGGUAGGGACAGUAUGCAUGUGUGCAGAGUGCGGCAAGAAUGCACUUCGAUGGAAUGAAGCACUGUGUGUUUGUGUGGGCCAGUGCAGCAAGAGUGCGCUCCACAUACCCUUAGACUGCUUGUGUUUGCUCAAUCAAAUGGUUCUUGGUGCUGACACAUGCAAGUUCAAUGUGUUAAAAGUAUUUUUCUAAAGUAACAGAAGAAGUAUUUUGGUAGGAAACUACAAUGCCUCGAACAACUGUGAAAACUGAUGCUCUCCAAAAGUGCUUGUUGUGAUGACUGGACAGUUCUGGACAAGUUAGAUUACCUUUGAGGGAGUCAAGGGUUCAUCAAACAAUGCAAUUUAUAAUUUGUAAACCAGCCAUUGGAGGCCAAGAUGUUGGAUGUCUCAGACUUAGGAAUCUGCUAGAACAAGACUAGAUCAAGGACAAAUCUGUUCCUUGGAGGGAUACACUGAGUGUGUAGAAGUUGUGGCGUCUGCUCUCAGACAAUUGUAAGAAAUGGUGUCUGCUGUCAGUUUGAAGAUAUGGCGUCUGCUGUCAGUUUGAAUAUAUGCCGUCUGCUGUCAGUUUGAAUAUAUGGUGUCUGACAGGUAGACAACUGCCAGUUGGACUGCAAGCGAAUGAUCUGAGAAUCAACUGUCUAUCAUUGACCAAGCUUUAUUUAACAACGAAGGUGGCCAAAGCAUUGAUUCCACUGAGCCAUUUUGUGGUCGAUUCAACGAUUCAGUCGGUCAAAUUCAGGAUUAAGAAAGUGAUAGUUGAUUCCGCAGUUUUGAAGUAUUAAUUGAUUCCAUACAACGACUAUGUGUUGAUUGUUCCAGUGGCUACACUGUAAUGGACGAUUCCACAAUUACAUGGUGAUGGGUAAUUCCAGAAGUUCCUUACAACGUACAGGUUGAUUCCACUAUUUCAACGUUAAUUCUGCUGUAGGUUGAUUCUACAGUGUGAUGGACAACCGUUCUCCCAAACGAUGGAAUUGUUGAUCAUUCAGUAGAAGAACUGAUGAAGAGUGAAAGCGAGUCAUCCUUCUCCAGCACUGCCCGAACAUGGUUGCCGACGAGUGUCGGCCAUGAUGCCUACUGUGUGUCUUUCAAGUGUGUCCGGUUUAUGAGAUUAAGUGUGUUCAGAACGUAUGACAACAGGGUAGAUAGACUGAGUUGCACGAAUGUUUAACACUUACAGGUGUUUAAUUACUUAAAACGGGGAUCUGCUCACAUUGACACUUUUGUGUAAUGGAAGUAUACUACUCACAUUUGCAAAGGACCAAAAUAGUCAUCUUCAUAGAUGAUCCUUAGAUAAUGUUGAGUAGUAUAUGUUCAGAAAGUACCUAUAUUUUCUUUAUUUAUGAAGGUCGAACAACUUAUCAAUUAGUUUUUGUAUGUGUUUGUCAUGUGACAUUAGUUUCAUUCCAUGUGUUGAUGAGUAGAUGAACAAUGAUUUGAGAGUGAUCCCAUGUGCCUUACCAGGAAGCCCUACAGCCCACCUUGGAGCAGAACAUGUCAGUUGUGUGUGUGAGAGUCAUCGUCGUCUGUGUCCAAGCAUUAGAGAUCACAUAUGUAUGAGUCAUUGUUUUCUGUCAAACUUUCAUUGCAUCAAGGUUGGUAAUGCAAACAAAUCAUGUUCCAAUAAAUCAAAGAAUUAAUUUCCAUCAGUCUAAGUAAGCUUAGGCUCAGUAUUAUUCGUUACACUACUUUACUGAAUCUAACAAAACCUAGUAAAAGGUCGCGUCAGCCAACCUUUGA
This is a messenger RNA of Haliotis rubra (blacklip abalone), 5412 nucleotides long. RefSeq names its product exportin-4-like. Gene Ontology annotation, molecular function: nuclear export signal receptor activity. Gene Ontology annotation, cellular component: nuclear pore; cytoplasm. NCBI's taxonomy places the organism in Eukaryota, Metazoa, Mollusca, Gastropoda, Lepetellida, Haliotidae. Gene Ontology annotation, biological process: protein export from nucleus. The record is from RefSeq and is a predicted model, not a curated record.